Morchella importuna is the source of this 315-nucleotide messenger RNA. RefSeq lists its product as uncharacterized. Gene Ontology annotation, molecular function: glutathione disulfide oxidoreductase activity. Gene Ontology annotation, biological process: cellular response to oxidative stress. Lineage: Eukaryota; Fungi; Ascomycota; Pezizomycetes; Pezizales; Morchellaceae. The transcript is spliced from 3 exons. Gene Ontology annotation, cellular component: cytoplasm; nucleus. The record is from RefSeq and is a predicted model, not a curated record. The coding region runs from base 1 to 315 and encodes 104 amino acids.
AUGGUUUCCGCAGCUACUAAGCAGAAGGUGCAGGGCAUCAUCGAUAGCAACCCCGUUGCCGUGUUCAGUAAAUCAUACUGCCCCUACUGUCGGGCCACAAAGGAAACCCUCACCAGCCUCGGCGCAAAGUUCCAUGUCCUUGAGCUCGACCAGAUUGACGACGGAGCCGAGAUCCAGGAUGCACUCCAGGAGUUGACCGGCCAGCGCACCGUCCCACAGAACUUCAUUGGGCAGGAAUUCAUUGGUGGUAACUCGGACCUGCAGGCUCGUAAGGGCGAGCUGCCGAAGCUGUUGAAGGCGGCCGGCGCUGUUUAG